This is a messenger RNA of Schistosoma bovis, 3847 nucleotides long. The record is from the annotation of a GenBank genome assembly. NCBI's taxonomy places the organism in Eukaryota, Metazoa, Platyhelminthes, Trematoda, Strigeidida, Schistosomatidae.
AACUUUUUUAACAUGCCAUUGAGUUCGGGCAUUUAGUACUUUAAGUUUGAUAUGCUAGUUUAUAUGGCGUUUACCUAAGUCAGCUGUUUAUUUAGUUGGCAGUGAUAUUUCCCUGGUUGCCUUAAAAUGAUAUCCUUUCAAAGUUUGGGAUUCUACGAAGACAAAUAACGUGUUGGAAACUGUUUUUCGAGUGAUUCACUAAUAGUUUAUAUAUCAUCAGUCUCAACAUCCAAUAUAUAUAUAUACAUAUGAACAACCAAGAGUUUACAUCAUGUCUUAUGAGUCAUCACUGAGCGAAAUAUGUCCCCCUAAUAGUGACAGUUUUACCUGGAAGGUGCUGAAAUACUGGAAGGAUUUUAGAUCUGCAUGCAAAACAUUUUGCAACAUAUCUAACGAUGAAGAUCAUUUAGACACUGUAACGAAAUUUACUGAAGAUGAAUUUUCCGAGCUAAUCAGCGUGAUACUUGACCGUUUUAUGACGUCAUCUAAGACUACGCUCGUAAAUUCUGACGGGAUAAUAUCUUACUAUUUUUUCAAAGCAUUACUCAAUCCGCAUAAAUGUAUCGAAAGUGAAUCCGAAAAGGAUAUAAUAACUGAUGAGCAAAACAGUUUGGCACAAAACGCUCUUAAGAUGUUUUUUUCUCAAUUCUUUUUUAAGAUUGGUCGCGUCCUGAAUACAGCUUUAGAGGAUUCUGAAACUGCCAAGGCAUUUCCAAUAUGCAUUUGCAUUGAAUUUAUAUCAGAUAUACUAAAGGACAACUCAUCAACUGUGCUACUACUUUAUCAUCUUAGUGAAUUAUGGAACAAAUUAGGAAGCAUAAUUAAGGAACUCGUUGAGCAUAUCAUAGUCGACCAAAAUGGUAAAGCUAAUAAUGAUCAAGAAGUUUUUCUUUUUGAAGUUUUUCGUCUUUGGAGAUCCGCUCUAAAAGCAUGCACGACAGUUGAUGAUAAAAAGAUGGAUAAUACACGUGAUUGUGCAUUUACUAUUUUAGUUGAUGUUCUACAUGUCUGCUUAAUUGAAUACUUCACAAAAUAUUCAAAAUUCCUCGUGGAUGUUUCUUCAUCGAUUUGGCCAGUCUUUUUCAUACGCAGUUUGCGCACGCUGUAUAAACUUGUGUAUAAAUCCGAUCAUUUAUGGGUCAAUAAUCUACAUCCUAUAGUGAACAAACUUAUAUACGAAUUACUGUGUUCAUACUCCCGUUCACAAAGGUCUAAAAGAGAAAUCUCUGAUUCCAACGCUUUUUGUGAUUGUCUGCUUACUCAUAUCGUGCGUACUAUAAAAGCUCAAAAAAUUAAAUCUGAUGAAGUAUCUUUGCUUGAACUAGAUACUUGUUUAUCUCUGCGCAUUAUUAUUCUGUGUGGUCUCGAAAGUGCUUUAAAAUUAGAUCCUAAUGAUCUACAACUUUGGUCAAUAUUAAGCUCUAUUCAUGAACUAUUAAUGGAUAUUGAGUUGGGUGAAUCAAAUAUGGUACAUAGCUAUGAAAAUUCAAUAAUUAUCUUAUUUUCCGAGGAUGAUGCACAACUUUUCCGAGUAUUGGACCUAUGGAUACAGAUUGAGGACCAUAUCAAAUCUACAGAGUAAGAUUAUUGUUUUUUGAUUCCCCAGGUUUUCUUUUAUCAAAUUACAUUUGAUGCGUAUAUGACAUGACCACAGAAUGGACUGUCGUAGUGGUGUAACUGUAACUAAAAACUAAUUCGUGAUAUUAUCGACACAUCUUUUUCAGGAACUACAUUUAAUCGCCCUGGACCGUAGCUCAGUAGUUUGUACACUCAACUGACUGGCACCGGAUAACGGAUUAGAACCCAUGUUCGUGUACUCGUGUUGUAUCAUUUCCACAUAUAUGGCUCUCAGCAUAUUGUAUGGAACUUCACUAGGUUCGUCCCUAGUUACCCUUUACUCAACUAUACAGCAUAGUAACGUAUAGUUGACGGAAUUGCUUAAGUCUGUCGUCUAUGUAAAUGGCUCCACAUGAACAGUUAAACGAAUAAAUGCAACCAGAUAUAACGAAUUCAGAAGGUUUGUCUUUGUUCCAGGACCAUUUUAAAAUACAAUAUUUUACUUGGCUGCAGUUAAUGACUUAUUUAAUGUCUGUAUUAACGGUUGUGCUAUCAUGUCACAAGCAGCAUCUUUUUUGAACUGUGGUUUCAAAAUUAAUGACUUUUUUGGGACAGCAAUUGUAGUCGGCCUUACUUGUAUCUAGUUAAUGUGUUUGUCGAUGAAUUUGGUAGAAUAUCUAUUACUGCUAAGUAGGUUACGGAUACUUCUUAAUUCUUUUUCACUGGUGUCAGAGCAAACCAAUUUAGUACAAUGAGUCAAGAUAUUCAUUAAGUUUCAUUUGUACUUAAGUGAUGCAGAACUGUAGAAAUGGGUAUAUUGUUCACUUGACCUAUUUAUAAUGUUCUAUCGAAUCUUCUUGUCGAUAGGAUUUAAAAAAGUGAGAUUCUAUUAUUUGGCUCUUCGCCUAAAAAGAACUUAAUUUGUGGAAAAAUAUUGUCAACCAUGUUAAGCUAAUUACCCUUUUCGACUUCGUUUUUUACCAAUAUAAAAGCAUCAUCAAUAUAGAAACAGUAAAGCGUUAGCAGUUUAGUCACGUCCAUAAGGAGUUCAUUCUACAAUUUUGCAAGGACCACUCCUCAUAUUUGUACUAUCUGAUUGUCUAUAAUAUUCGCCGUUGUAUUGGAAAUGAGUGUUCAUUGUAUACCGAAGAAUUAACUGUUUUAUUAUGCAGUUAAUCAUCUGACAUUAUUGCCAGAAUGUAUGAUUGUUGAACGAAUGAUGGAUAACUAAUCUAAACUAAAUAUUUAUUCUUUCUAUUUAUUCUUUCCCUUUUCCUCACUUUAUGCUCGCUGUUAUAUUCUAUCUACAAUAUUUAGCCUUUUAAAUUUUCUCUUAACAACUACGAUCUUGAAGUUCUGUUGAAAAGAGUUUAGUAGUUUUAAUUACCGUUAGGUAUGAAGGAGAGUUAAUAAGUUCAACAUAUUGUUUGUGCAAAUUUUUGUGAUAACUCAGGCUGACCAGAUAAUCUAGUCUGAAUAAAAUCAUAUAUUGGUGAGUGGAAGAAAAUAUCUAAAUUGUUUUAUAAUAUUUACUGAUCGUAUAUCAAAACAUAUCGUGUUGUUUGUUUCGUUUUUGACUGAUAUGUUUAUAAUAUAGUAAUCAAUAAGUUUUGUAAGAAAUGUGAUCGUUGUUACAUAAUGUAUAAAUAGAGUAGUCAGGAGGUAAAUGUGUUUACUUUAGAUAUUCAUUGCACUGAAAUUACUUAUUCAUCGAGAAUGCACAGAUAAAACUUCACAAUAUUAUUUUGCUUGUCUCCAUGGUUAUAUCAGCAAACGACUCUCCAUGCUGUUCCCAAUGCCCAUUGGUUGUUCGCUUGUUUGGCGAAAUCUGUCGGCUUUUCGUCUUAUUUAUUCAUUGACUGGCUGGUAUCUCCUGAAACUACCUGUUUAUCUUACUUAGUUCACUACUUGAGAAGAUUGAGCACUGAUGAUGAGCUUAUUUGCAAUCCAAAUCAGUUCGUUAGAAGUGCAGUAAUAAUACAUUCUUGGCCAUUACAAUCGCUUAUAAACAUGUUAAGUCAAAUUUCGAAAAGUCUCAAAACCUUGAAUCAAUACAAAGGCAUCGCAUUUUGCCCUACACCGCUUAUCAAUCGCAUUAAUCGUUCUUUGUCUGUUUUGAAUAACUUAUGCCGUGUUAUGACACAAUGUUAACUUACCACAAAUAUUACGCAUAAAUCUUGUGCGUAAAGCCUUCUAAUGACUUAUUACUACCCUUUCAUUUGGUUCCGUAGCCUGAUGAAUUCAGUCAGGGUGUUUCGAUUGAGAUAUUCGGGCCCCAAAUAAUAUCCUA